Porites lobata is the source of this 906-nucleotide messenger RNA. NCBI's taxonomy places the organism in Eukaryota, Metazoa, Cnidaria, Anthozoa, Scleractinia, Poritidae. The record is from the annotation of a GenBank genome assembly.
CCUCGAUACCAAGUACUUCAGAAAUCAUUCUCCGAAGGAGAUUUUACUUCCUUCCGAUGUAAAUCUGAAAAACAGGUUGGACAGACAGCUUCAACAUCAGCAACUGUGGCCGAGCCAUCUGGUGGCAUUUCGGAAGACAGUGACCUAUCCACAGGGGUUUAUUCCUGUCCUCAAGACGGCUGCGUUCGUGUGUUCCAAAGAGUGUCUGCUUUAGAGAAACAUCUGUCUGUAGAAAAAUGUUCCCGAUCCCCGGUGAAAUAUUCUCUAAUGGAUUUAGCGAAAAUGGGGUACAAGACCCAUUUGGAAGAAGAUGUUGGCAUAUUGCCCUCUCUUAAAGCCCCAGUUGCUCACCAGGAGGGUCACUUUGUACCAAAUGAGGGAUGGGCCCUCAGAGCAGCAAAGAAGGCGUAUAGAUUCAGCGAAAAGCAAAAGUCUUACUUACUGGCGAAAUUCUCUAUGGGUCAAACAACGGGCCGUAAGCUUGACGCCGAGGUUGUGGCGAGGGAAAUGAGACGCGCCCGUGGAGCAGAUGGUGUGCGACUUUUCCAGUCCUCAGAAUUCCUAACCAGCUUGCAGAUUGCGUCCUUCUUCUCAAGGCAAAGCCCUACACUACGGCAAAAGGACCCAGCAGAUGAAGCCGAUAUCCGGGCAUCUCAAGAGGAAGCUAACUUUAGUACAGCGAAGGAGGUCGUUGAAACUAUUCAGCUCAACCAUCCUCUGGAAUACGAUCAGUACAACCUAUGUGAGAUGGCGCUCAGUGGUAACUUGAAAGUCCUCAAGCUACCGAUGCUUCAGCGCUUGUGCGAGGAUCUCGGCCGUGAUGCACCUGUCCCGCCUGUGCGCAAGAAGGCUCCAUACCUGGCACUCUUAGAGGAAAUAGCCAAAAAGUGCACAUGCCGAAAGUAA